AUGAUUGCUGGGAAUUCACGCCUUCGCACACCCGUCACGAUUUUCGACGUCUUUUGCGUGAUUCGAGCGAAAGGCGAAGAGCCAACGUUGCUACAAAAGUAUCCCGAGGAUUUUAACAAUGCCGCAGUGAUCAAGUCGGUCCUGCAGUUUGCCGACCCAUGUCCGGGGAACAACGGAGGCCCGGCCGAGUCGUUUUGCUUUACUUUGACGGAUUCGCGGUCUCAAUACACAUUUGGGUACUGCCGUACGCUGCCCCGAAGCGACCGCACGAUCAUUUUUGUUAGUGCGCUACCCUGGGAUGGCUUCUUCGAAAGUGUGCUCGCCCACCUCUCGCAGUCAAUGGAGCGAAAUGAUAAACAAAAGUGUGACGUGAUCCUCUCGGAACUCUACUGCCAUCAGGUCCCGGUUCCUGGUGCCUGUGUUAAGCUUGAUAUGGGCAAGCCUCUCCGAUUGAACGCGCCGCAUUGGGAUCAACUUCCACGACUGGACGAAAAUCUAUGCCUGCUCGAGUUUUGCAACACGAUGCCGCCGAUGCAGCUGAUUGCGCUUUACUCUAGCCUACUAAAGGAGCGUCGCAUCAUCUUCACCGGCUCGCACCUAUCGCAAGUGAGCAGCUGUGUUAUGGCUGCCAGCACCCUACUCUUCCCUAUGCACUGGCAAUCGCUGUUGAUUCCAAUUCUUCCGGCCUCACUUAUCGAGAUGCUGCAUGCGCCUAUGCCUUACCUGAUCGGCGUCCCCAAGCGCAAUUUCUCGAUGGAGACGCUGCGCGAGAUCGGUGAUGUGAUGGUAAUCGAUUUGGACACCAAGACGCUAAACGGCUCACACAACGAUGUUAACCAUCUACCCGAGCCGCUGACAGCAUAUCUGAAGGAAAAGCUGAAAGCGGUGACCAAAGCAGGCGAUCGCUUCUCGCGUAUCUUCUUGCGCGCCAAUUCCCAGCUCUUCAGCGGCUUCAAGGAGGGUCUUGUGUUCGAGCCGGCCGGGAAGACAUUUUCCUGGAACAGUGAGCGGUUCAUCGCCGAACAACCCAGCAGUGUUCGUCCGUUCUUGGAAGCUCUUGUCGGUCGUGACGGCGCGCAGUAUUUCGAGCGGUUUAUCGAUGAGCAACUGGAUAAUCUGAACAAGGGCUUCUCUCUGGAGAAUAGAUUUGAAGGCCAAGCGCGCAUCGAAGACACCCGCUUCAAAGCGCAGAUUCGGGAGAAUGCGCACGCAAUCUUGGGGGUGGUCAAGGAUUCGCUAAACCUAUUGCCGUUCAAAACUAGGUUCACGCGCCACACUCGCCGCAAGUCGAUCACCUCAAGCAAUCACAAAUCGGCGAAGAACUCGGCGCGUCGUGCUGGGCGCCGCAAGAGUAUUGGUGCGGAAUGCGUGACGCCGAAUCAGGGCAAGACAAAGUCACGGGCCAAAUGGAGACUGCGCGCGACGAGGCUGUUGAGGAUAAGCUGGGAUAGCGAUUGGGACACCGACCCGCUGGACCCGCUCGAACAACCACGUCCAAAUUUUGAGAAAAACCAAAAGCCCACGCCUAACAAUGUCUACGACCACGUCCCGCCCAAGUCCACGCUCUACGAUCUCAUCCCGUCCAAUUCCGCUGUCUACGACCGCGUGCCCCCUCAAUUCCAACGUCUACGACUGCGUCCCAACUAUCUC
Mesorhabditis spiculigera is the source of this 1650-nucleotide messenger RNA. The record is from the annotation of a GenBank genome assembly. Lineage: Eukaryota; Metazoa; Nematoda; Chromadorea; Rhabditida; Rhabditidae.